AUGAGCAAGCCAACUUUCAUUUUCACCGAUGCACACACUACUGGACUUGGGGCCAUGCUGGCACAAGGAGAUACACCAGAGAGCGUAAGACCAAUUGCUAUAGCUUCUAGAACAACAAACAAGGGAGGUAUCCACAAAUCGACCUUGAGGCCCUUGGUAUUGAUUUUGCUCUACGACGAUUUCGCAACUAUAUCCUUGGUUCCCCAACCGAUAUCCAGGUUAUAACUGAUCAUAAACCAUUAUGCUCUAUCUUCAACGGCAACCGUAAAGGCUCGAUUCGUACAGAAAGAAUAAAGCUCCGCCAUCAAGACAUCAGAUUUACGGUAAUCUACCAGUGUGGAAAAGUUAACCAAUCCGACUACCUAUCCCGACACGCGAAACCAAUCGAGAAAUUACCUCGGGAGGAACAAACUGAAGCGGAUGACCUCAAUAAUCUCCUGUACCUACUUCAUACAACACCAGCCAUCGACUGCGUGGGUAUUAGUGCUAUUGUACAAGCCACAAGUGAAGACCAGACUCUGCAAAAGAUAGUGGCACUCAUUAAGAAGGGACAGGCUUGGAUCCCAAAGACAGAACCUGCCGAAGUUCGACGUUUUCGACCCAUCCUUCCACAACUCACAGUUACAGGAAAUGCCAUAAUCCUCAAAGAUGAAAGGAUCAUCCUUCCGACUAAGCUCCAAGAAAAAGCUAUCCAGAUUGCACACAAGGGAGCCCAUCCCGGACAGGAGGGGUUGAAGCGACGGCUUAGAUAUCAUUUCUUCCACGGCAUGGAUAAGAAGGUGGAAGAGUUUGUAAAGUCAUGCAGUGACUGCAAUGUAUUUGUGGAUAAGAAGACGAAGGAGCCGAUCAAACCACACCGAGUACCAGAGAAGUGUUGGGAAACAGUUGCAGUGGAUUUAUUCGGACCAAUGCCAUCAUCUAAACAUGUGGUGGUAGUACAAGACCUAGCGUCAAGAUAUCCUGCAGCAAAGUUAGUCACAUCAACAAAGGCAGACAAAGUCAUACCAGUCUUGACAGAAAUUUACGAAACAUACGGCAACCCAGAUGUGCAGAUUUCAGACAAUGGUCCACCAUUCAACAGCAUUCAGAUGCAAAACUUCGCCAAGACCAAAGACAUCAAGUUACAGAAAUCACCACCACUACAGCCCUCCUCGAACCCAGUCGAAACCUUUAUGCGGCCCUUGGGCAAGGCUAUGAAAACUGGGCAUCACAGCGGUAUUCCCGAAAAAGAAAGCCUAAAAAAUGUCUUGAAAAACUACAGACAGACACCCACCCGGCAACCAAUCUUCCACCGGCAGCUAUGA
This is a messenger RNA of Paramuricea clavata, 1304 nucleotides long. The record is from the annotation of a GenBank genome assembly. NCBI's taxonomy places the organism in Eukaryota, Metazoa, Cnidaria, Anthozoa, Malacalcyonacea, Plexauridae.